UUUAUCACAUAAUUACGUAUGUAAAUCGGAUAAGAUAAAGAGAUUAAGGAAUUAUCAGCAAAUCCAAGGUAAUUUCAGUGAAAACCAAUCAGUAUUGCAUGACAGUUCGGCGACAAAAUGGCUAGUCGCUGGGUAUCACUAUUCUUGGGUAUCGCCCUAAUCCAGGGUAUAAUCGCUGUUAGUCCCAUUCCUCUAGAUGAAGAUGGAGAAUGGGACUCUGUCGCAAUACCGCUGAACGACCCUGCCUACCGACUCCCUACGACCACCCGUCCACGGCACUAUGAAGUCACCAUCACACCUUACUUCGAGACCGUCCCAACUGGCGUGGAACCAUUCACGUUCGACGGUGAAGUCAGGAUUUACACCAGCCCGCAGCAAACAUUCAUUAACCGAACUGUGAUUCAUUGUAAUGAUAUGACCAUUCAUAAUCUAACUGUCACUUACACCGAUCCAGUGACCGGAGCAGUUCAGGACAUUACUGCGCCCGGUCAAGAUUUCACAUGCGUUGCACCUUACAGUUUUCUGUACAUACAAACGAGCAUAAAUUUGCUGGUUAAUCAAGAAUAUGUGAUAUCUGCUACGUUUAGAGGAAACAUAAAUAACAAUAUGAGAGGCUUCUACAGGAGUUGGUAUAUCGACACUUCUGGUGUAAAAAGAUGGAUGGGAACAACCCAAUUCCAGCCUGGCCAUGCACGCCAAGCCUUCCCGUGCUACGACGAGCCUAGCUUCAAGGCCACCUUCGACAUCACCAUCAAUAGGGAAGCUGGUUUCAACCCUACCAUCUCCAAUAUGCCUAUUCGGUCUACUACUACUUUGGAUAAUGGAAGGAUCUCCGAAACAUUCUACACUACGCCCCUUACUUCGACAUAUUUGCUAGCAUUCAUCGUCUCCCAUUACAUUGAAGUUGAAACUAACAACGACAACGACAGGCCUUUCGCUCUCUAUGCUCGCGACAAUAUCCUUACUUCUGGUGAAUGGGCUCAAGAAGUUGGAAUACAACUUUUGGAAAGGAUGGAAAUAUAUACUGAUAUUCCUUACUACGAUAUGGCUCAUAACAUUAACAUGAAACAAGCCGCUAUUCCUGAUUUCUCUGCUGGAGCUAUGGAGAAUUGGGGUCUUUUGACUUACAGGGAAGCAUUAGUCCUAUACGAUCCCCAGAACUCCAACCACUUCUACAAGCAGCGAGUGAUGAACAUCGUUGCUCACGAGAUCACGCACAUGUGGCUCGGAAACCUGGUCACUUGCGCCUGGUGGGACGUGUUGUGGCUUAAUGAGGGAUUCGCCCGAUUUUAUACUUACUUCUUGGCUGAUUUGGUGAGACCCGAUCUUGGUUUCGAGACCCGUUUCAUCAUCGAACAAGUACAUACUUCAAUGAUUUCUGACUCUAUUGACAGCGCACAUCCCUUGACUGAUCCUAGUGUGAACGAUCCUACCAGUGUCAGUGCCCAUUUCUCAACUAUUACGUACGCUAGAGGCGCCUCUGUGAUUAGAAUGACGGAGCACUUCCUUGGAAACUUUACGUUUGUUAAGGGAAUGCAAAAUUAUAUGAAAGAGAGAGCUUUCAAAGUCGCUUUGCCAAUCCAUCUAUUCACUGCAUUGGACGAAGCAGCGGCAGAAGACAGUUCCUUGUCUAAUUACAAUGGCGUCACUAUUGAGGAGUACUUCAAAACUUGGUCAGAGCAAGCUGGACAUCCUCUACUGACUGUCACUGUCAACCAGAGAACCGGCCAGAUGAUUGUUACUCAGCACCGUUGGGAGCGUAACACUGGCGUCUCCACCAUUCCUAGUUUGUACAUGGUACCAAUUACAUGGACUAGCGCUGGAGAAGCCGACUUCGAGGAUACCAAGCCAUCUCAGGUCCUGACUGCUCAAUCCACGGUCAUCGAAAGAGGAACUACUGGCAAUGAAUGGGUUAUCUUUAACAAACAGGAAACUGGUUUCUACAGAGUCAACUACGAUGACACCAAUUGGGCUCUUUUAACUCGGGCAUUGAGGAGUAACCAGAGAACUAACAUUCACGAACGUAAUAGAGCACAGAUCGUGAACGAUGUCUUCCAACUGGCCAGGGCCGGUGUGCUCCGCUACGAAAGAGCGCUCAACAUUCUCUCGUUCCUGGAGUUCGAAGACCAGUACGCCCCUUGGCUGGCGGCGAUUACUGGCUUCAACUGGGUCGUUAGGAGGCUGGCGCAUGACGAGGAGAACCUUGCCAAGCUAAGGGAGCAAAUCCUCGGCCUCAGUGUAGCUGUCACAGCCCGUCUGGGCUGGGCUGAAAUUGACAACGAAGACUACAUGGAUGGGCUUCUAAGAAUGGACCUCGGCACCUUCCUUUGCAACAACGGACAUCCCGGCUGCUCGGCCGCCGCCGUCACCAACUUCAAUAACUGGAUCAGCGGUGGAUACGUACCCCCCAACAUGCGGCCAUGGGUAUUCUGCGAAGGUCUCCGCAGAGGAUCUGCCGCUGACUUCGACAUCUUCUGGCAAAAAUACCUAGAGAACGACUUGUCUAACGACAAGAUUGUCAUGCUGGAAACCGCUGGUUGCACCCAGGACGAAGCCAGUCUGCAGAAAUACCUUUCGGCUAUUGUGGCUAUGGAUGACUCUGUCCGGCCUCAGGAUUAUAAUACGGCUUUGAAUGCAGCUGUUACUGGAAAUGAAGUUAACACCAUGAGGAUGUUCAGAUGGCUGACAAACAAUGUGGCUCAGGUCACUGCUGCACUUGGCAGCAUUGCUACGCCACUUCGCUACGUUACUGCUCGUCUUCUCAACGAGGAACAAAUUACUGAGGUUCAAACCUGGCUAGACGCCCAGCGCACGGUCAUCGGUGACAGCGCCUACAACACCGGCGUCAACGGCAUUGCUUCUGCCAGAAACUUCCACGCUUGGUCUAAUACCAGAGUUGUGGAACUCGCAACCUACUUCGAAACCGGUUACCUAGAAGACAACAUUGAUGACAUCGUUGAUCCUGCACCGGAACCCGAACCAGUAAUGACACCGCAACCGGUAACAACUCCGGAUCCGGAUGGCGAACCCGAUUCAGCUAAUAUUGCUGCUUUGAGCGCUGUUACACUUAUUGUAACUUUGGCUCUUAAUAUGGUUGUACAACGGAGUUACAGUUUCUAUUUGGUUGAAGUGCGGUCGGCAGCCAUGCUUCGUUGCUACUUAGCAUUCUUAUGUGUCCUAGCUGUGACAGCAGUUAGUGAUACAAACUAUAGGCUGAACUCUCUCGUCAAGCCGUCCUCAUACAUCAUAGCCAUCACUCCGUACUUCGACACCAAUGAUGCAACCGCCUUCACUUUCGACGGAGAAGUCAGCAUAAUGAUCUCAACAACCACAAAUACUAAACAAAUCAAACUACAUUCAGAAGAUCUUGAAUUUACAGCUAGUGACAUAACAGUUACUAGUGGACAAUUCGUUUUAGCAUUAGAUGAAAACAACCCUUUAGAGUUUGAUAAGAACUAUACUUUUGCGUAUAUAAACAUGCAAAAUGAACUUCAAGUGGGAGUAGAUUACAAGUUGAAGAUUGUAUACACGGGACCAAUAAGGACAGAUCUGAACGGGUUUUAUAGGAACUACUACAUUGAGAAUGGAGUUGACAAAUGGUUGGGAGCAACACAAAUGGAGCCCACACACGCAAGGAAGGUGUUUCCUUGUUUCGACGAGCCGGAAUAUAAGGCCAUCUUCACACUGGUGAUAGACCGACCUGAUAAUUUUAAGCCUUCGGUGGCUAACACACAUUUAGCAGAUACUGUACCGCUAGCAAACGGUUACACACGAGAAAUCUUCCACCCAUCACCAAAAAUGUCCUCCUACUUGGUAGCAUUCAUGGUUUCCGAAUUCGAAGGACGUCUAACAAAUGACUCGCAGUUUGGAAUCUACGUAAGACCAGAAGCCAUGAACCAAACUGACUACGCUUUUGACUUCGGGUUGAGAGUAGUCAAUGCUUUGAGCGACUACUUGGGCAUUGAUUACUAUUCCACAAACACAUAUUUGAAGUUGGACCAUGUGGGUUUGCCGGAUUUUGAAGCUGGCGCUAUGGAGAACUGGGGAUUGGUUAACUACCGCGAAUCCCUCCUCCUAUAUGUGCCCGAAGAAUCGACCCCGUACUUCAAAUACCGCGUGGCACAGAUCAUUGCCCACGAGACCACGCACAUGUGGUUCGGGGACCUGGUCACCUGCCACUGGUGGAGCAACACCUGGCUCAACGAGGGCUUCGCUGACUACUUCCAGGAUUACAUCACUGCCAUUAUCGAACCAGACGUAGGUUCCGCCGAUCAGUUGGUCACAGGCUCAGUCUACGAUGGUUACAAUGCCGACGAAUCCCCAACAUCUCCCGCCAUCACCAACAACGAGGUCAACUCUCCCGCGGAGAUCCACGGCCAUUUUGGAAAGAUAACCUAUCAGAAAGCUGGAUCUAUCAUUAGGAUGGUGCACCAUUUGAUUGGGGAUGACGCGUUUAAAUUGGGUCUGCAGAGUUACUUGAAGGCGAAUCAAUUUGAGGUUGGCUACCCUGAAAACCUUUACUCCGCACUACACCAAGAAGUCACCAACGCCAACUCUUUUACCAACUACCCAGAAUUUAACAUCGUUGACGUAAUGGGACAAUGGAUAGCAAAGGCUGGUCAUCCUGUUUUGACCGUCAAUAUUGACUAUGAAAAUGAAACGGCAACGUUAACUCAGAAACGUUUCUACAUAGACUCAUCGCACCAAUCAAACGAAACGUACCCCAUCCCCAUCACAUACACCACGGAGCUCGUGAAGGACUUCACCAAUACCAAACCCGUGUUCAUUAUGAACGAGGAAUCUAAGGAAUUGAAUCUGACUGGAAUUAGUGAAACGCAUCCUUGGGUCAUAUUCAACGUGCAAGAGACUGGUUUCUACAGAGUCAACUACGAUGAACAUUCAUGGAAACUUAUAGCAAAUGCUCUAAAAGGAAAUUUAAGAGAACAAAUUCAUCAUCUCAAUCGGGCUAAGAUCGUGAAUGAUUUAUUCGCAUUUGUGUACGCCGAUGAAGUGAAGUUUGACCAGUUGUUCCAAGUAUUGGAAUUUUUGUCGGAUGAAACUGACUAUUCGGUGUGGUAUGCUGCUAUUCGAGGCUUGAGCAAAUUGAGAGCAUCUUAUUUGGGAUCGGAUGCUCAGGAAGACAUCGAGACAUACGCGCUCAAACUCCUCGACGGGAUCAUCAACAAACUGGGCUAUGACGUCAAGGCUACUGACAGCUUCGUCACUCUCAGGAACCGCAUGCAAGUCUUGGAAUUCGCAUGCAAGUUAGGUCAUCAGGGCUGCAUUGAUAAGACCGUGGAACUCUUCAAGAAUUUCAAGGAAAAUGGCGUUGAAGUAUCACCAAGCUUGCGACCAGUAACCUACUGCAACGGUCUCCGUCACGGUGACAGUGACGACUAUGACUUCUUGUACCAACGCAUGAAGACCACGAACCUGGCCAAUGAGGUGUGGGUCAUCGGAUACGCUCUGGGAUGUUCCAGUGAUGAGGAUAAACUGAGGAGCUACCUAGUAUCAAUGUUGGAGGAAGACAGCCCGAUCAGAACACAAGACCUUACAACGCCUUUAGCAAGCAUUUUAAGCAACUACGAACACGUUCACGUAGUUCUAGAAGAGUUAAAACAGAACUAUAUGCUUUGGACUACCAUAUAUCCCUCAAUGGACACCAUUCUUGCAACUGUUGCUUCCGCUCUACAGAAGCCAUACAUAUACUGA
Molecule: messenger RNA, 5712 nt
Organism: Leguminivora glycinivorella
Lineage: Eukaryota; Metazoa; Arthropoda; Insecta; Lepidoptera; Tortricidae
Product: membrane alanyl aminopeptidase-like
Exons: 28
Coding region: 118-5712 (1864 amino acids)
Biological process (GO): peptide catabolic process; proteolysis
Cellular component (GO): cytoplasm
Molecular function (GO): zinc ion binding; peptide binding; metalloaminopeptidase activity
Source: RefSeq, a predicted model, not a curated record